AUGGCUGGAAACGAUGACUACUUCGCAUUCGAUGAUGAAUCACUUCUGCGACCAAGAAACAGCACCAGUAAUGAGAAUCUCAAGAGAGGAGACUCAUUGGUGAGAAGGGAACGGAACGAUUUCACAAAUCCAGCUAACCCACAUCACUACUAUGCGCAAAAAACGCAGCAGCAGCGUGAAAGAGGCCAGGUUCAGGUCCAGGAGUCAAUUCCGCUCAAAGACAUGAGUCGUGGUACGAAAAAGACCGCGUCUACCAAAACACAAAAUUCGGAAUCUCUUUCGUUUUGGCAAAUAUACUGCUACGUAAUCACCUUUUGGGCACCAGCUCCAUUGUUGUCGUUGUUUGGGAUGCCAAAGAAGGAGCGUCAAUUUGCUUGGAGAGAAAAGAUCGCGCUGCUAUCGGUCAUCUUAUAUGCUGGUACUCUGGUCGCAUACUUGACAUUCGGCUUUACUCGAACCGUUUGCAGCAAUCAGUCUCUACGUCUGCGUAACAAUGAAGUGACCGGCAGCUAUUUGAUCAUUAACGGGAAAUCUUACGGACUCGACUCGUCCUCCCAUCCUGCUGCUGCCGGCAUCGACGCUGGCACCAACGUUUUAUACCCUCCCAUCAACGCCGGUGGUAUGGACGCCACGUUUUUAUUUCAGAACGUCAACGGUAACUGCAAAGGACUUAUAACACCAAAGGACAACUGUACGAUUCCAUAUGACGACGACGAAAACUUGGCCUGGUAUUUUCCGUGCAAGCUGUUAGCACAAGACGGCUCCACGCAACCAAACUUCACGACAAGCGAGUACUACGACGGCUGGGCUUGUCAUACCUCACAGACUGCUCGCGAUGCUUACUAUUCGCUCGAUUCAGCCGCAGACGUCUAUUUCACGUGGGACGACAUCAAAAACUCUACUCGUAACCUUGUGGUAUACAACGGACACGUCUUAGAUCUGGAUAUGCUAGAUUGGCUACAAACAGACGAUGUGGAUUAUCCUCCCCUGUUUGAUCAAUUGAAAGACUCACGGUUACAGGGCUAUGAUAUCUCUAUGGUCUUGUCAGACGCUUUUGAGAAAAAAGCGGCAAGGUGUUUAUCGGAAAUUAUAAAAGUUGGUGAAAUCGACAGCUCUACCAUUGGUUGUCUUGCUUCACAGGUUGUCCUUUACAUCUCGCUCGUGUUCAUUUUAUCGGUCGUCUUCGUCAAGUUCUUCAUAUCGUGCUAUUUCCGCUGGGUUGUGGCAAGAAAGCAAGGCGCUUUUGCUGUGAGUAAUAAGACUAUGAAACAACAUGCCAAUGCAAUUGAGGACUGGUCGGAAGACAUCAACGCGAGAGGACCAAUCAAAAAGAUGGAGCCCAGUGUGAGGCCACAUGGUCAGCGUAGACUCUCGGCAUUCGAUCUCAUCAAGCGCAAUUCCAUGAUGCUACUAAACGACAACUCUACUUCCAAGGCCAAAGACAAAUUUCGCGGAAUGACAACUAUGACAACUCAAUCGUUCCACAAGUCAAAUGCUUCAACCGUCACUCGAGAUGAAGGACCUUUUCAGUCUCCCUUCACUAACGACUUAGUGUCUUCAUCAAAUGUCUCCGACACUUUAGAUGCUACGAUCAUCCAUCCGGAUGUUGUAGCCCAACCACCGGUAGAUUUCAUGCCAUACGGCUAUCCUUUGGUUCACACCAUAUGUUUUGUUACGUGCUAUUCAGAGGACGAAGGCGCGAUUCGGACUACUAUGGAUUCUCUUGCCACGACUGAUUACCCAAAUUCGCAUAAGUUGUUGAUGGUUGUUUGUGAUGGUAUUAUUAGUGGUUCGGGCAACGACUUGACAACUCCUGAAAUUGUCUUAGGUAUGGUUGAAGACUUCGUUGUACCCCCAGAAGAAGUAGAGCCUCACUCUUAUGUGGCUGUAGCGUCCGGGGCCAAAAGGCAUAAUAUGGCCAAGGUGUAUGCUGGAUUCUACAAGUAUGACGACACGACGAUUGAGCCAGAUCUGCAGCAACGAGUUCCAAUGAUUGUGAUUGUAAAAUGCGGCACACCCGACGAGCAAGCUUCGGUAAAACCUGGCAACAGAGGUAAACGUGAUUCUCAAGUUAUUUUGAUGUCUUUCUUGCAGAGACUCGCUUUUGAGGAGCGGAUGACAGUGUUCGAAUACCAAAUGCUUAAAAAUAUCUGGCAGAUAACUGGACUCAUGUCGGAAUUUUAUGAGCUAGUGCUAAUGGUUGACGCUGACACUAAAGUGUUCCCUGACUCAUUAACACACAUGGCUGCUGAAAUGGUAAAAGACCCGGAAAUCAUGGGCUUAUGUGGUGAGACAAAAAUUGCAAAUAAAACUGAAUCCUGGAUAUCUUGGAUUCAAGUUUUUGAAUAUUUUAUUUCUCACCAUCAAGCCAAGGCUUUUGAAUCUGUGUUUGGAAGUGUUACCUGUCUCCCCGGCUGUUUUUCAAUUUAUAGAAUCAAGUCUCCGAAAGGGGCUGAUGGCUAUUGGGUUCCCCUUCUGUCGAAUCCUGAUAUUGUGGAAAGAUAUUCGGACAACGAUACUAAUACGUUGCAUAAAAAGAACCUAUUACUGCUAGGUGAGGACAGAUAUUUAUCAUCACUCAUGUUAAGGACCUUUCCAAAGCGAAAGCAGAUAUUCCUGUCUAAGGCUGCUUGUAAAACAGUUGUUCCUAGUAAGCUAAAAGUGCUUAUGUCGCAACGCAGAAGAUGGAUUAACUCCACAGUACACAACCUGAUGGAACUGGUUCUUAUCCAAGACUUGUGCGGAAGUUUCUGCUUUUCGAUGCAGUUUGUGAUUGGUAUGGAAUUAGUUGGUACCCUGGUGUUGCCGCUAGCCAUCUGCUUCACUGUAUAUGUGAUCAUCUUUGCCAUUGUGUCGCAUCCUACGCCAAUCAUCACGCUAGUCUUAUUAGCUGUCAUUUUGGGUCUUCCUGGUCUCCUUAUCGUUGUCACGGCCACCAGGUGGUCUUACUUAGGAUGGAUGCUAAUCUACAUUAUUGCUUUGCCAAUCUGGAACUUCUUGUUACCCGUUUACGCCUACUGGAAAUUCGAUGACUUCACCUGGGGUGACACAAGAACUAUCGCAGGGGGGAACAAAGCUUCGCAUGAAGAAGAAGUUGGUGAGUUUGAUCAUUCUAUGAUUAGAAUGAGAACGUGGCGAGAGUUUGAAAAAGAAGACCGUUCGAAAGGUAAAGGCCAAGGACAACAUUCAAGGUUGGGAUCUAUCUUGAAUUUGGAUCUGAUGCCAGAAGCUGGUAUAUCAGACAGAGAUGAUUCGCGCUUCUUUUGA
Messenger RNA from Lachancea meyersii CBS 8951, 3267 nucleotides. Lineage: Eukaryota; Fungi; Ascomycota; Saccharomycetes; Saccharomycetales; Saccharomycetaceae. The record is from the annotation of a GenBank genome assembly.